This is a messenger RNA of Patella vulgata (common limpet), 5521 nucleotides long. RefSeq names its product transient receptor potential cation channel subfamily M member-like 2. The transcript has 20 exons. NCBI's taxonomy places the organism in Eukaryota, Metazoa, Mollusca, Gastropoda, Patellidae. Bases 3529 to 4764 code for a protein of 411 amino acids. Gene Ontology annotation, cellular component: membrane. The record is from RefSeq and is a predicted model, not a curated record. Gene Ontology annotation, biological process: calcium ion transmembrane transport. Gene Ontology annotation, molecular function: ligand-gated calcium channel activity.
GGGAAGUCCAUUAAGCUGAACUGAUGUGUCCGGUUUGACUGUUUUUGACUUUGCUGUGGGUAAUUGCUCAGCGGUACUGCCAGGGAAAGGACUGUCUGCGAGCCGACAAAACAGUACAAUGAGGAGUGAGACGGAUGAUGACACGGACAGUGAUGGCGGAUGGACAAAAACCAAGGGGGACGUAGAUGAACUGGUAAAAUCAUUAAAUGAAGAUACAUCUGCAGAGAGUGAGAUCGAUGAUGACAGCGAUGACGAAUCACCCGCGACGGGAGCGGACGUUAAAAUCCAAAGAAGAAGAAGUGGUGAAGAUUUGGAGAUGACGGUGUUCAAGAAACAUAGAAUGUUUAUAAACAGUGAUGACAAUGAGAAUGAGAAAAUGAUGUCCCGAGCACAUGAUAUAAACAGUGACGAGUGUGAGAAUGAGAAACCGAUGUCCCGAGACCAUGGUGUGAGCAGUGAUGACAAUGGGAAUGAGAAAAUGAUGUCCCGAGCACAUGAUAUAAACAGUGACGAGUGUGAGAAUGAGAAACCGAUGUCCCGAGACCAUGGUGUGAGCAGUGAUGACAAUGGGAAUGAGAGAUCAAUGUCCCGUGCACAUGGUAUUACAAGUGAUGGAGAUGAGAGAUCAAUGUCUAGUUCGAUGCCACUACCAAUUAGAAUGAAAACACUACCAAGUAUGAUCAGUGAAUGCUACAAGAGAGUAAUGCCUGGUGCAUGUCCUACAACGCCGCCACUACCAACAAAGAACAAUGCCUAUGAUCCUGUAGUCCAGCCCAAUAUGCGGAGUUACAGCAUGGGACGUGACAGAUAUAGAACCAGUGAGGAAUUCGAAGAAUUAUAUAGCAGUAGUGCUAGCUUCGGAUCAAACUUCGGAAAAGAUCCUAUGAAACAAAUGGACCAGGCCAUUUCAAAUAAUGACAUAGAUUUAGCAAGAUGUGUGUUACAACAGAAUAAAGAUAAAUUAGAGAAACGUCAUGUAAGUUGGAUCGUGAUAAAAACAGUAAAAGAGAGACGACAUGAGUUUGUCAGUUUAUUUAUAGAAACUGGUUUGAUUAGAAAGAAGUUUAUGACUGCCUCAGACAUAAGAGAUUUAUACAACAGUAAUGAAGAUAUAUUGAGUUUAUUGAAAUCAGAGAUUUUUCAAGGAAUCAAGAUACCAUUGAAAGAGGGUGAUACUGUAGGAAUAGAACAUCUAUUUGUGUAUUGCUUGUUGGUGCAUGAUCACGAAAUUGCAAAACUAUUGUGGACACAGUUAGACGAACCAAUAGCCUCUGCAAUAUUUGCAAAACCUAUUUACAAAAUGGUAAAUCGGAAAAAAAAAGACAACGAACUUUCAGAAAAGUUACGACAGAAUGGACAGGAAUUUACAAAUUUGGCCAUCAAAGUGAUUGAUUCUUUGCAUAGAGAGGGACGCAGUAGGGAAUCUUUAAUCCGAAAGCUGACAAAAUGGAAAGAUAAAUCUUGUCUAACAGCAGCCACAGGAAACAAAAAGUUCCUGUCUAGCGUCGCCUGUCAGGAACUCCUGGAUAACAUUUGGUGGGAAAAGGUUUCAUUAUUAAAUGUCCGAUUUGUGGAAAGUAUUUUUUUUCUCACUUUUGUUAUUGUAUAUUCAUUUAGGUGUAAAAUGAAAUGAAAUGAAAUGGGGUUUAACGUCCUACUGUUCUGCACCUGAACUGGGCUAAUGAAGACGGGCAUACGCCAUACAGUGUGCUAUGAGGGACAUUUUGCCCGGGCAGCGGCGCUACGACCUACUCGUAUAUCGAAUUCAAACUACCAAGGGAUCUUUUACGUGCACGCCAAUAUGUACACGGGACCUCGGUUUUUCGUCCCAUCCGAACGACUAGACAGCUGUCCUUGUCAGGCCCUCCGUUCUGCAUCACUGACAAGGGGAAACCACGGCGGAAAAUCUGGAUGAACUUUCUCGGCCAAUGCAGGGAUUGAACACUCAUUUAGGUGUAAAAUGUGAAAUUUCUGAUUGCAAGCAUCUAUAAAAUAGGAUUAAAAUCGAUAUCCACUUUGACUAGUCCAUUUGGUGGUCGGUAUAUUAAAUGCCACUAUUAGAAAACCUGAUCAUGAUGUGAAUAUUAAUAACCCCAAACAGACAGUGAUCGGAAAUACAUAUCAAAGUAGACAAUAAUGAAAGAAUAGAGGUGUGGGCUCUAGAAUUAAUAUGAGAUUUAACAUUCAUUAGAUUGAAUAUAAUCUGUUUAAAUCGAUGUAAAGAUACCAACUGGCAAGAUUUUGGUUUGUUAAUAAUGUGUCUGGGCUAUAUGUUACACUAUUGGUUCUUUAUGACAACACUGAUCUAACACCAUAUAAUACUUUUAUUAUUCCUCCAAACAUAUAAAGUACAAGCCAACACCUUAAGUUAAAUGACUCCGUAAAGUUAGCUUGUGUUUAGAGAGCCCUGACCUAGCUUGGUCGCCCUUUGGCCCGUACUGAUGAAUCUAAUUCAGUACCCGUCGGUUAAGGCUUUGAGCUGGACAAAUAUCAGUCGAGUGCCUGACCAUGCUGACAAGGUGUCUAAACGAUUACACAGCUGCCUAUUACGUAAUGUCAGAUUAGCUUUUUUUGCAAGCCAUUAUGAGUGACAGUAGUAACAUCAGAAUAACGGUUAGAGAUCUGUCAGUCGGUGACGGUGGACAACCGUAUGCAUUUGGUUCAUAUCCCCACAAGGUUUUAUGGGCAAGACCUUUAACCUUAAAAUCACAUAACUGAACUAAGACAAAGUUGAGGUUGACAAAAUUGUGUAAUAAUUGAGGCGUCUUUUUGUUUCCAACUUGAAAAUGUCUUUGAAAUAUUUUUUGACUUUCGAACAAUAAAAUGAAUCCAACGAUCGAGUUGGAAGAUUCCACGUUUGUCCACAAAAUAUAAUUAAAAUACAUUCGGUACACUGUUGGACUUUUAUGGAAACGAUACAAAUGUAAGGGGAAGAAUAGAUUAAAUUGAAAAUCAAUUGAAAUACUGUUCAAUCAUCGCUGCAUUUGCUCGAAUAUGCCAACCGUAAUUGUAUCUAUGUUUGCCAUUUGGACAGAAAUCUUUAUAGUCCUAUCAAAAUACGCCAAUAAGGCGGUCAACCCAACAACUAAUUUCUUUAGAAGGUUUUUCCAUGGUACCUACUUAUAGAGUUCUGAUUUUCAAUGUGGGGUAUAGGAGAGGGAGGUAGAGGUAGAGAGGCAUCAACUAGGUCAUUUCGGUUCAAUAAAUCGCUUACGCGUAGGGGUAUUUAGCAGUGGGGGACCCGGAGAAAACCCAAGGGGUUGGACAGGCGACCCUACUCCUUGUCAUGUUCAAGCGGGGAAUCAAAACCAUGCUACUCGAUUCAAUGACAGACCUUGUGAUUUCACGCGUUACUCCCCUAGACCCCGUGAUGUACAGGGGAAGGGUGUCAAAAAAAACUUCUACAAAAAUCAGAGGUACGUAGGUCUUUCAUUAAUUUGACUUGACCGUUAGAACAUACACCAAACAGUCAAGUUGGAAUUUCUCAAUACACGAUAUCAAACGAAACAAGUAUGGUUUAUAUUACAGAUGAUGCUUUGUACAAUCUUAUUGCCGAGGGUGAUCUAUCACGGGUUUUCGGAAAAAGAAAACGAGGAUUGGACAUGUAUUAAAAAGUUUUUUCUGAAACCAGUGACUAUAUUUUGUCUUAACUUGUUAUCGUAUGUGAUAUUCCUGGGUCUGUUCAGCUACCUGAUGGUCGUUAGUUUUAAUCCGACAUUCUCUGUUAUUGAAAUAAUUAUCUGUGUCUGGGUUUUUACCUUAGUACUUGAGGAAAUAAGGCAAUGUAUUAGCAGCGAUUCCAAGGGUAUUUUAAAACAACUGAAGUUAUAUCUCAAAGACGCAUGGAACAAAUUGGACAUCAUUACCAUUAUAUUGUUUCUGGUUGGUAUAUGUCUACGAUUGAUAAAUAAUGACCAGUGUUUCGAAGCUGCACGAGUAAUCCUAUGUCUGGAUUUAGUUGCCUUCUAUGUCCGCCUUCUUCACAUUUUCGUAGUAAGCAGUUCUCUGGGACCAAAACUUGUCAUGCUUCGAAAAAUGAUUCUGAAGGACCUAAUACCAUUUAUGGUUAUUGUUUUGGUUUUUGUUUUGGCCUACUCGGUAGCAACAGAGGCAAUAUUGUAUCCCAAUACAGAAUUAUCAGUUAAACUCCUGUAUCAACUCCCACGAAAGGCUUACUGGCAUAUGUAUGGAGAAUUGUUUCUAGAAGAUAUAGAAGGUUCAAGCUCUUGUACUGAUAAUCCUGAUGAAUAUGGUACAAAUAACGAAUUACGAUGUCCAUCAACUGUAGGGAGAUAUGUAGCUCCGGUUUCCCUAGGGAUUUAUAUGCUUUUUACCAAUGUGCUGCUAUUAAAUAUACUCAUUGCAAUGUUCAGCAAUACGUUCAAUAAUAUUGAACAGAGAUCCUACUCUUACUGGUGUUUACAGCGAUAUCAACUGAUCUACGAAUACUACAGUCGCCCCUUUCUUCCUCCACCACUCAUUGUGUUCGUACACCUAUACAGACUCGGUAGAUGGUUAAAAUAUAAAAUGAUGUCUAAUGAAGAACAGGUGUCGAAUGAAGAAGAGAAUAUCUUCAAAUAUAACAUUAAACGCAAACCUAGUAAGAAAAUCACCAGACGAGAAAAAUCUAUAGCAAAACAGUGUUUACAGAUGCACGAAAACGAGAGAACAAAAUUACAGACAUCCAUCCAAAAACUGGAAAGGAGACUGGAGACAAUUGAAAAUAAGCUAGGUCAACACCUUAAUAGAAUCAACUACCGGUAAUCUUUGAUAUAAUGUGGGAGAUCCACACUUUUUAUCUGCGUACUUUGAUUUGUAGCUCACUGAACGAAUAGACUAUUCUGGUCACAGUAUUGGGGGCUGGGGGUAUCGGUCUACGAUUUUUGUAUGAUUUCAUAUAUUUAGAUAUAGACAUAGUCUGCUGACCACCAUUGCAGCAAUGCAAAUUAAAGAAGCAUUAUAUAAGAUUUAGAUAGAGAGCUAGCCAUUCUUGUUAUAAUAUAGUUCCGAAACAGAUAAUGCAAAAUGAAUAUAUAGAACAUUUCAUUCAAAUUACUUUAUUCUGAUCCGAGUUGUCUGUGUUUGAAGUUUUGACACGAUGUAGCAUAGAUUGUUGUUAUCAUAGCAAUAGCCCAGUCUCGAUGAAACAUUUUAAGAUUAAAUCAUUAAAUGGCGAUCGUGUUUCAAACCGUUUAAAUCUCCGCCAUCCGAUUAUAGGCUUGUCAUGUGAACAAAUGUCUAAAUAAUAGUUUAUAUAACAAUAUAUAUAGUCAGAUGGGGCUCUUACAUGAUGCACCUUUAAAUAUUGAUUAAAUAAUCUUUUAUAUGAUACUAAUAGAUAUAUUAUAUGAUCAUAGAUAUUUUAUAUGAUACUAAUAAUAUAUAUUUUAUAUGAUACUAAUAAUAAAUAUUUUAUAUGAUAAUAUAUAUUUUAUAUGAUACUAAUAAUAGAUAUUUUAUAUGAUACUAAUAAUAGAUAUUUUAUAUGAUAAUAUAUAUUUUAUAUGAUGGUAAUAAUAUA